GCUGAAACUCAGGAGGCGCGCGUGCGUAGUUGGGAACGGGGCGGUAGUUGGUGGUGUCGCUGGACGAGAUCAGAGAUGGACAGAAUGUCACUGGCUGUUUAUUGUGGGAUCUGCUGUAGAAAGAUAGGAACUUUUCGGUCAGCCACUAAAUCAGACAAAUCCUGGAAAGAUAUCAGGAAAAUUGCAAAGAUAACUGGCUCACUUAUUUUAGGGGGUUGUGUCUUUGCUGCAUAUGAACUUCUUACUUUAAAGAGGUUACUCUCAUUUGAUACCCAAGUAGUACAGCAAGAAAAACUGAAGUCCUAUAUUUAUUUGCAAACUGCUUCUUUGGAUCCAAAUGAGUAUCAGGGGUUUACGUAUCAAGUGAGAAAGGAACUUCACAGAGCAGCAAGGAAAAUACUAGAAACAAAUGCUAAAAUUUUCCGGUGGCCCUUUCAAGACUCUGUCAGUCCAUUUGAUGCAGAAGAGUAUGAGAGUGCCCUGUGGCUCCUUCUGAAAAGAAGCCAGUCAGAAGACAAAACGGUCCGAAUGCAAGCUGUACAGGAUCUGGCCUCCAAUCAUUUCUGGCGAGAUUAUCAGUAUAGGGCAGCUGCCCAGGUUAGUGAUCAGAGAACUGCAAUUGGCUUAGCACGAUGUAAAGAUGUUGACCUGCGAUUUUUCCUGCCACCACCUCCUUUACCAAAGUCAAAAGAUAUGUGCUGUUUGGAAGAUGAACUCCGAGUGCUGCUGGCAGCCUUACCUCAGACAGAUUUUGACCAGUGUGUACAGUAUUUCACAUCUUUGGCUUUAAGAGAAAGCAGUCAGACCAUUGCUGCACAAAAGGGGGGCUUAUGGUGUUUUGGUGGAAACGGUCUGCCUUAUUGUGAAAGUCUCAGUGCUGUUCCUGCUGACACAGUAGAACUCUUUUGUUUGCAAGCUUUAGUACAACAUUCCAAGAUUCCUACUCAUUGUGAUAAAAUUGAAUCACAUGGUGGGCUUCAACUGCUACAAAAACUAUACCAGCUUCGUAAAGAUUCUGCAAAAAUACAAAGGAACAUAAUUCAUAUAAUUGGAAACAUGGCACUGGAUGAACGACUUCAUUCAUCUAUAUUUCAUGCAGGUUGGGUUUCAGUGUUAGCUGAAGUCAUGAAGUCUCAGCGUAUCAUGGAUUCCUCACAUGCAGCAAGAGCCUUGGCCAACCUAGACAGGGAAACGGUACAUGAGAAGUAUCCAGAUGGAGUGUAUCUUCUGCAUCCAGAAUUUCGAAGCAGUGAGCCUAUUAAAGCUGAUGUCCUUUUCGUUCACGGUCUUUUGGGGGCAGCAUUUAAAACUUGGCGGCAACAGGACAUUGAGCAAUCUGCAGAGGAGAAGGAAUUGGAUGCAGAAGAUGACUACAGUGAAUGUUGGCCAAAGACAUGGUUAGCAUCGGACUGUCCUAUGCUUAGAAUUAUAUCUGUGGAGUAUGACACCCACCUGAGUGACUGGAGAGCAAAAUGUCCUGUGGAGAGCUACAGGGAAUCUAUUGCCUACAGGAGUUCUGAACUUCUCAAGAAACUAAGAGCUGCUGGUAUUGGAGAAAGGCCUCUUAUAUGGAUGUCACACAGCAUGGGGGGUCUUCUAGUCAAGAAGAUGCUCCUGGAUGCUUCCAAGGACCCAAAAAUGGAUUCCAUUGUAAACAACACCCGGGGAAUUGUAUUUUAUAGUGUACCUCAUCAUGGGUCCCAGUUGGCUGAAUAUUCAAUAAAUGUUAGAUUUCUGCUGUUUCCUUCUGUGGAAGUUAAGGAACUCAGCAAAGAUUCUCCUGCACUUAAAGCCUUGAAUGAUGAAUUUCUCUCAUUUGCAAAGGAGAAUAAGUUUCCUGUAUUAAGUUUUGCAGAAACAUUACCAACACGAGUUGGCAGAAUGCUGAGCCUGCAUGUGGUACCUGUGGAAUCUGCAGAUUUAGGCAUAGGAGAACUCAUUCCAGUAGAAGUUAGCCACCUGAAUAUCUGCAAGCCAAAGAACAAGGAUUCGUUCCUCUACCAGCAAACCCUAAAGUUUAUUCAAGAAACUUUAACACGAGAUCUGAGAAACUGAUGAAUUACUACAACACAUGGCUUAUUUCUUUGUGAUAUCUCAUGUAAUUCCCACAGACACCUGUGCUGAAACUGUGCUUGUAGGGCUACAGAGGUACAGCAAUGGGUUUUAUUCGGUCUUAUUCAUCUCAUAACUGCAGGUGUUGGGAGUAUGCUUAUAACAUGAAAAUGCGUAAAUGUCCAGUGCCAUACAUGUCAAAGAGAAAGUCAUCACAACUCUUUAUUGUCUUCCAUGCUCUUGUGUACCUGGGAAUGUAGUAGAGGGGAGGAAUCUCUUUUAAAACUUGCCAAGAAACACUUCCUGGCCAAUUGGAAACCCUGAAAUGCCCUUUUAGCCUAGGAAAGUCCUCAGGGAUGCUGCCAUGCUCUUCCUGUAACAAUACUGCCAGCCGCAGGCAGUUGUUGAAAGGUGAGCGUGGGAUAAAACUUCCCACAUAUAUGCACCAUGUGGAUCUAAUACACUAGAAUGUAGCAUCUGACCAAACCCUGUUCCUGUAUAGGAGCACUUCAGGAUUAAAAAUACUGUGCUAUCUUAUGUCAAAAUGUGCCAUAAACCAAAUGUUGAUGUUUGGGAUGAAAGCUACGUCUUCUCUAAAAAGCUCUAGAAUAAAAACCUCUAAAAGCUCCAGUAGCAUUGUGUUAGUAUGCAGGAAUAUAGCACAAUCCCAAAAUUAAUCCUCACUUCAGAUAUCACUUCAAGUUGUGGAUAGUGGUACUAAGCAAGGGUUGUUUUCAAAACAAGAAACCAAGCAAAUUAUGCUUUAAAAAUCCCCAUUUUUUGUUUCUAUCUUUAUAAUUUCCUCAGCUGUGGGUGCAGUAACUUUUGAAGCAAAACAAAAUAACCAAAACUCUGGUUUGUCAAUCCAGUGUCGUGUCAAACCAAAGAUAGCAUAAACCUAUUUCCCUGGCCAGCUGGCUGACUGAACUCCAUGGUUUUUCCAUUCAGACAUUACACCAAAUGAUAGUUUUUCCUUAGCUCUAGUUUGCAUAAUACCUGCAUUGAGCCAGUCUAUUUAACAGGAAUGUUAAAGAUAUCAAAAGUGAGAUUUAAAAAUUAAUGUCAAACAAGCCCUAUGUUGAUCUUUAACCUGUUACUGUAUUCCCUUGUUUCAAAAUGUUAUGUUUAUGCGUAAAGUUGAUGAAGCUGUUACAUAACCCUACAAAGCAUGUAAGUUUAUAAACUGCUCUAGUUUAUUAUUGUAAUAUUAUUUAUGAAACAGUGAGCUGUCCAGUGCAGUAUGGAUGGUUUUAAAAUAAAACUGGAAAAGUCUUAAUGUGAGAGGAGCUACUAAAUGUGGCAUGUUUGAUAACAGCAGAAGGCUUAAAAAUGGAUUCAUUCAUGCAAACUGAUUUGGGCAAAUGCUGAACAUUAGUAAUGUGAGCUAGACCUCAGCUGCAGUGGGUUAGUGUGCCUUGAUGAGACAAGGUUAUGAAGUUUUGCACAAGUAUAAAUCCCCCCAUUAUUGUUGUAACAGUAAGUAUAAAAAUAUUUAAAAGAAGAGUUUUCUAUAUUUCUAGCAAUUAAUUUCAUAAAUGUGUACAACUGAAUUGGAUCAGCUGUCUUGCUGCGGCUUUGAUUUGUUAAAACUGAGUGACGUGAGCAGAAAUUGAUUACACAGAGGGCACUACUGGAAGGAUUCAUGUUUUAAUGAGGCUGCUCACCAGUCAGCCACCUUUAGGCUAUAAUGACAAAGGCAAGAUAGUACACAUUCAAAUAGAGUAAUAAAAACAACUUUUAUUUGCAAUUUGUAAGUCCACUGAAAUGGGCUUUCCUUCUAAUGCUUUCAUUAUCAUGCAAAUAAGCUGCCACAAAACUGUUAAAUUAUCUUGUUGCAGAGAAUAUUGGCACUAGCAAUAAACCAUUUUUUUAAUUUA
Messenger RNA from Heteronotia binoei (common prickly gecko), 3929 nucleotides. RefSeq names its product serine active site containing 1 (gene SERAC1). The record is from RefSeq and is a predicted model, not a curated record. The transcript is spliced from 17 exons. Lineage: Eukaryota; Metazoa; Chordata; Lepidosauria; Squamata; Gekkonidae. The coding region runs from base 76 to 2055 and encodes 659 amino acids.